This is a messenger RNA of Protopterus annectens (West African lungfish), 2458 nucleotides long. RefSeq names its product ras-related protein Rab-35-like. Bases 531 to 1151 code for a protein of 206 amino acids. Gene Ontology annotation, cellular component: endosome membrane; plasma membrane. Gene Ontology annotation, molecular function: GTP binding; GTPase activity. The record is from RefSeq and is a predicted model, not a curated record. Lineage: Eukaryota; Metazoa; Chordata; Ceratodontiformes; Protopteridae. The transcript is spliced from 6 exons. Gene Ontology annotation, biological process: endocytic recycling.
UCAUGCCCCCCUCAGCCGGUGAGUGCUCCUUUAACUUAACCGGGAGGAGCCAGGAUCUCGGUGCCCCGCCUUUCCUUCCGUCUCUUAGGAAGGGCUCCAUCCUGGAGUCUGCUGGGAGGACUGGGUUUCUGUUUGUGGCUUAAGUCACCGGCUUUAUUUUUACUCCCGCCUCUCUGUUGUGGUAAACAGCAGGUGUACCCCCUUCCCGCCGGCUGACCGGACAUUCUUAGGAUAACCAACGUGGACCGUGCUGGGACGCUGCUUUAGUGGGGUGAUUGUGAAGUGCGUCACCCCCCCCCCCCCCCCCUGUACCGCCUUCGUCCGGAUUAUGGCCGUUUCUGGCGAGCCUAUCUCUGUUGACCGGUCACGGCUUGGAUUGAUGUGCCCCUUGCUGUGAGGAUUAGAAGUUCGAGUCUCGUUUGUGGAGAAAAUUGGAGACUUUUACUUUGUUUAGUCGAGACGGAUCCUUUUGUUGGGAUAUAAACACCGUAUUCUGGGAUUGUUUCUGUACUGACAGAAAUACAGCAGAGAUGGGAAUGGCUGGAAGAGACUAUGACCAUCUGUUUAAACUUCUUAUCAUCGGCGACUCUGGAGUUGGAAAAAGCAGCCUUCUGCUACGAUUUGCAGACAACACGUUUUCAGGUAGUUACAUCACCACAAUUGGUGUUGAUUUCAAAAUUCGGACAGUAGAUAUAAAUGGAGAGAAGGUGAAACUGCAGAUAUGGGACACUGCUGGUCAGGAGCGGUUCCGCACGAUCACAUCAACGUACUACAGGAAUACACAUGGGGUCAUUGUUGUCUACGAUGUUACUAAUCCUGAAUCCUUUGUGAAUGUGAAACGUUGGCUACAUGAGAUCGGACAGAACUGUGACAGCGUGUGCAAGAUCUUGGUUGGCAAUAAAAAUGAUGAUCCGACAAGGAAGCAAGUGGAAACUGCAGAUGCAAGGCGAUUCAGUGAGCAGAUGGGGAUACGCUUCUUUGAAACCAGUGCCAAGGAAAACGUGAAUGUCGAGGAGAUGUUCAGUUCGAUCACGCAUAUGGUUCUGAAAGCCAAGAAGGACAAUCUCGCCCGCCUGCAACAGCAGCAGAAUGAAGUUGUUAAGAUCAACAAACCAAAAAGCAAGAAACCAGGUGUGAAGAAAUGUUGCUGAGGGUAAAAUGACAAGGUUUCUUAUCCAAGAUGCUGUGAGGAAUAAAAAUACUUGUCGUCCUGCCUGGAAGACUGAAUUAUGUAAACCAUCAUGCUUUGGAAGAAGACUUUUCUUUCAGAAUGACUUGCUAAGGGGGAAGAAGAUUUCUUCCCAUGUGACUGGAACUGUGGUGGCUGUUAACAUUUGCGCACCUUUUACCACUAUUUCGUAAGACGUGGAGUAGAGAAGUGGAUUUUUUGCACAUGAUUUUGCCUUUCAGGCAGUUGUGUUUCUCAUACAACCACCUUCUUUCUCUUCCUCGUGUGUUAAAAAUUCUAUAUUGAUGUGUAACAGAACCUGUUGCUAUAAAUUGUAUAAACCAGAGUAUUGCUGUCUGCUGUUUGAACCGAUCUUGAUGGAAGCUUUGAGUCUGAGAUCAGGGCUGGAGAUCUAACUUGUUGGCUGCUUCUAUCCCCAGAAGUGGUGGAUGACCAUCUGAUCUCCCUAAACUGUAAUCCGGUUUGGAGUUCUUUGACUGGCUUAGACAUGAAUUGACUUCCUAACACUGACAGUUAUGAGCCCUGUAGCUUUGCUGCAGGUUUUAUUUUUUUAAUUUAACCAGCAGUACUUUCAGAGCAAUAUAUAGAAUUAUGUACAUAUAUGCAUUCAUAGUUUUCAUCCAAAGUACAUUUUUAAGUGAUUCUAUCGCCUGCUUUGCCUUUUCCUCACAUUUCUUGUCUGUUAAGUGAGCACUAGUAAAGAGCUUGCACGACUGAUCUUCAGGUGAGCUGAAAUGCGGGAAUGAUCUUCAGGUGUGAUGAAAUGUAAGCAGCAGUUUGUUUCAUAAGUUUGUGUGAAGAUCUAGUUAAGUGGGGUAUCCGAGUUGAUUAGGGUGUGUCUCUCUCUCUCCACUGCUUAAUUUUGAGCUUUUGUACGUUCGAAUACUUUUUCGCAUUACAUUUUCAUUCCAUUGUUACAUUUGUUUGAUCUAGUCACGCUUAAUUUUUUGCCUGAGCAGAUUUGUCACCACCCCCAUCUGACACACACCCCCAUCUGACACUUCUGAGGAAUAUUUUGCUGCUUUUUCUGACCCUGAGAUGUCCGGAAGGCACUCUACGGAGUUGGAUUUCAAGAAAAACAUUCAAAAGUAACUUGCUUGUGCCUUCAUUUGUAAAAGAGCUCAUGUUUUUGACCAGGAGCAGAGUUUGGCACGUGGAGCCCUAAAGCUGUGAAACAGCUUCUGUAAAGUCAUUUUUCAGUAUAUUUUUUAUAAUGUGUAGUAUUUAUUCUAAUAAAUUCCUGUCAACCAUUUUUUUUUAAACAUCUCA